UCCGUCUCUGUUGAUAUUGCCAUGGAACUGACAUCUUUUGAGAAAGCAUCAGAAAUGUGGAGUCAUCUACAUACCCUCGGUAACCAACAAAAUCUGGCUCGAGAAUUUGAAUUGGAAAGACUACUUGCAGAAUCUAUACAAGCUGGAAAAAAUGUUCGUUGUUUCUAUUCUGCAUUACUCACAUUAUGGGCAGAACAAGAUCAGGUUUUUUCCGCCUCUAUUCCUGCGGCUGGAUUGAAGGAUUUCAUGACUACGAUGAAGAGGACAAGGACAGUCCAAUUUCUAAUGAAACUCAGGCCCGAGUUCGAGCAUUUGCGUGCUAGUAUUCUUAACGGGGAAAAACUACCAGCUUCGGAGGUGGUAGUUUCUGAAGUUCUUCGAGAAGAAACUCGGCUGAGUUCUCAAUCUUCGAUAAAGAAUUCCCUUACCAUGGACACUGCCUUGGCUGCAUACAAAAGUUCUUCUUCCUCGGGCAACUCUAAUAAGCCUGUUCAAUGCUAUCAUUGCAAGGAAACAGGGCACAUUAUUUCCCACUGCAAGAAGCGAAAUUAUUGCAACUAUUGUAAGAAAGAUGGUCAUAUUAUUCUGGAAUGUCGUAAGAAAUCUGGUCCAGGGAAAUGCUCAACUCCUCAUAAAGCCUUCCAAGCGAUGGCAAGGGAUGCUGGAACACGAGAAACACCAAGCACAAAAGUGCUUGAUCGUAAUGAUAUCUACAAAAUGAUACAAGAAUCAUUGGUGGCUGCUCUUCCUAAUGCAAUCUCUUCAGCUCUGACUGCUACUUAUCCUGAACAUAUUGACAGGGGAAACGAUGGCCAGGGGACGUAAGGUUGGCAGGCUGUUUCUUCUUCAAUCUCAGGAUACCAAACUCCAUCAGUGUUUUCUUUCAGCUUCAAAUAAAGAUAUCCAAUUUUCAAAUAAAAUGUGGAACUUGUGGCAUCUCCGUUUAGGCCAUCCACACGCUUCUCGGUUAAAUUUUAUGCUUAAAUCUUGUAAUUUGUUGGGCAAACAUUCACUGAUUUUUCCCUCUAAAUUACCUUGUCAAAGUUGUGCAAAAUCAAAGAGUCAUAAACUUCCUUUCCAAUUAAGCAGUACUAAUUAUUCUACUCCUUUUGAUUUAAUUCAUAGUGAUAUUUGGGGACCUUCUCCAAUUAUAUCUCGUUUGGGAUACAAAUAUUUCAUUCUAUUCAUUGAUCAAGUAUCUCGUUAUACAUGGAUUUUCUUCUUGAAACACAAGUCUGAGGUACCAAAUAUUGUCAAAUUUUUUUAUAACCUUAUAGAAACCCAGUUUGAGAAAAAGAUCAAGAUUUUUCGUUCAGAUUCAGGAGGGGAAUAUGUCAAUAUAAACCUCACUAAUUUUUUUCAAGAAAAAGGCAUAAUUCAUCAGCGUUCUUGUCCGUAUACACCGGAACAAAAUGGUGUGGUGGAACGUAAGAAUAGACAUGUUGUUGAAACUGCCUUAGCCCUUCUUGAUACUUCAAAUGUUCCAAAAAUAUUUUGGGUUGAAGCAAUCCAAACAUCUAUUUAUCUCAUAAAUAGACAAUCAUCCUCGAUCAUGAAACAAAAUUGUCCUUAUUUUAUUCUUUUCAAGAAAUUGCCUGACUAUUCACAUCUUAAAGUAUUUGGCUGUGUGUGCUUUGUUCUUCUUCCGGAUCAUGAACGUCAUAAAUUAUCUUCAAAAGCCGUUAAAUGUGUUUUCUUAGGAUACAAUGAUAUUCAAAAUGGGUAUUUGUGUUAUGAUUCAACACGUCGUUCAUUAAAAAUCUCACGACAUGUUAUCUUCUUUGAGAAUUCUUUUAUUUAUACUAACAAAGACUCACAAUUCUCUACUAUGUCUUUCCUGAAUAAAUUUUCUUCUCAUGAUACUGCUUGCCAUAGCCACCUUGCCGUUGGUCCUUCGUCGACCAUGUCCUCUAC
Messenger RNA from Solanum tuberosum (potato), 1914 nucleotides. RefSeq lists its product as uncharacterized. Bases 22 to 825 code for a protein of 267 amino acids. The transcript has 2 exons. The record is from RefSeq and is a predicted model, not a curated record. Gene Ontology annotation, molecular function: nucleic acid binding; zinc ion binding. NCBI's taxonomy places the organism in Eukaryota, Viridiplantae, Streptophyta, Magnoliopsida, Solanales, Solanaceae.